CUCGCGAGCGGAAGGCGGUCCGGGACAUGACGGAGCUGAAGGAGCACCAGCUCAGCGAGAUGCAGGCGGCCCACUCGCGCGUCCUGGAGGCGAAGCGGGAGGAGGCGACGAAGCAGCUGCGCGAGGUGAAGAUCGAGGUGCGGGAGGCGAAGCUGGAGGCGGGGAGGCAGAUCCGCGAGGCCGAGAUGAAGGCGCGGGACUCGAUCCACGAAGCCCAAGCGGAGGCGGCGAGGCAGAUGGACGAGGUGGCUGAGGAGAAGCGGGCGACGGAGGCGGAGCGGGAGUCGGUGCGGGUGCAGCUCUCUCGCGAACAGCGCGAGAUGCGGGCGGCGGUGGAGGCGGAGCUGCGCAAGCACGAGAUGGAGAACGCGAAGCUGCACGAGGAGCUGGGCAGAGCACACGUCGUCUGCCGCGCCGCCGUGCAGUUCGCGCAGGUGGUCGAGACGUUUCGCACCAACUCGCCCGCCUCUGCCUUCCCGCUCGCCGGCGUCGCCGAGAACUUUCGCGCGAGCUCGCCACACGACACCCCCAACCGGUUGCCGGACUCUCGAGCCGCGGGCAAGGACGACGCGCUGCAGCCGCCGACGCCGCCGCAGCACGUGCGUGUCCCAGCGAGGCCGGUCCUCCCUCCGCCGGCCGCGCUGCCCGCGGCGGUCGGAGACAAGAAGAAGGGCGGCGAGGCGGCCGGCACGCAACCGGUUACGCGGCCGGCGGGCGCGUCUCCGAGUCUGUCGCAGGUGACCGAGCUGAGCAACGACAUGGUGUGAAGGGGGAAACGCGGACGGAUCGAGCGGACAGGAGAGGCCACAGGCAGCGCCUACAUAUGUAGUAUCACAGCACUGUCAGGUUAAGGUGGUUCUUGAAAGUUGUGAACG
Molecule: messenger RNA, 875 nt
Organism: Emiliania huxleyi CCMP1516
Lineage: Eukaryota; Haptophyta; Isochrysidales; Noelaerhabdaceae
Exons: 15
Coding region: 27-767 (246 amino acids)
Source: RefSeq, a predicted model, not a curated record